ACGACAUAGUCGACUUGCAAUUGCGACGCCAGAUUAAGGCAUUGGGCCCCUUUGCGAAUUGCGCCUCGAUUUUCUCGCUUCACGAUAGUAAAGUUGCAUCUCAGCGAACAUGUCCGGCGUCCCUCCCUCCCCGCUCUUCUUCCGCCAGCCGCUGCGGUACAUGAAAUGGGCUGCGUACAACAAGCCGGCUUACUUUUACUCGAUCGUCAUCGGCCUUGCUGGUCCCAUAAUGCUGGUUACCGUCCCUCCGAUUCGGAGAUACAUGGGCGAAGAGCCCAUUCAGAGGAUUCCCUUGACAUACCCAGUACCAAAGGGACCACGGCCAAGGCCAGCGGGAUUCGAUGAUGAGUAGGGAUUGUUAGAAGAGAUAGGAGUGGA
Molecule: messenger RNA, 378 nt
Organism: Bipolaris maydis ATCC 48331
Lineage: Eukaryota; Fungi; Ascomycota; Dothideomycetes; Pleosporales; Pleosporaceae
Product: NADH-ubiquinone oxidoreductase
Source: RefSeq, a predicted model, not a curated record